UGCUCUCUAUCCGACAUUAUAUCGUACGUUACUCUCAUGCUUCAUCGAGCACUUUGCGCUCAGAAGAUGCGCUCUGGUUGCCGGAGAAUUUUGUCGCUAACUGACAGCAAUAGAUUACCUCCACACGAACCUUUUUCACGAUUUAGGACGCUUGCACUCGCUCAUCGAGUUUCGCAAUUCAGAACGAACGUUGUCCACGAUGGACUCUGCAGCAGACUCCCUCCUAGCUCUUUCCAAUACUGUUGCAGUCAUAGCCGCGCAUGAUGAACCUCUAUCAGACGACGACCGCUCCAGCAGUCUGAGUGAACUGGAUGACAACCUUGACGACGUGGAAGGGGAAGAGGAAGAUGUCGAACCGGCCAAAGCCACUGAUGCCGAUUCUGAAGCGGAGACUGAAAGACUUCAGGUGACCCCGGAGGGGCUCGUGAAGAAAAAGCCUUUCGAGAUCAGUCCUAGCAAGCUGGCUCAACGAGAAGGUGUUGACAUGAGGCCAGAAAUAGAGAGUUUGACCGAAAGUCUUGUUUCGUCGCCAAUAUCCUCACAUGGCGACUCCGAUCUCGACGAUGCCCUGAGUGACGCGCCGGAUGCCGAGGGCGAAGCGGAAGCAGAACCGAAAAUCGGGCCCAGGACAUCACCCACUAAACGUAAGAGGGAAGACGACGACUCCGAGACUGAAGAAGCCCCAAGAUCGCAAAGACGAAGAACGGGAUCUGUCACGAGCGAAGAAGAAAAGUCCGAGCCCGAAAGUGAAGCCGAAGACAGUCGUCGACCGACGCGAGAACAUACCAUAGAGCGCGGGCCCGCAUUACCUGGGCCGGAUGAAGAAGUCGACGGUCCAGAAGACCGACAGAAAGAGAUUGAGAAAAUUGACACCAGCGAAGACUCCAAAGGCAAGUCGAGAAGUAGACCUCGCAGAAAAGCAAAGGGCGACGAUCUGCAAGCAGACGACGAACUAGAGCAUGAAGGUGCCGAAGAUAGUGAGGCGGUCGAUGAGAACGACACUGAAGCUACUGCAAAGAGUGAAGAAGAAACAGCCAGACGUAUGGCGGCAAUGGAAGCUUUGACUUCGCUGGAAAGGCAUUUCGCGGCCCUGAGAGAUCGGCUGUAUGAUGAACGAAUAGCAGCCAUCAACCAUGAGCUCGCUCUUCUGUCAGACUCGAAGCCGUCCAAGCCGUCACACCCCGAACUUUUGCGACAGGUGGAAGUGGUGCAGAAAUACCGCGACGAAAAGUUCGAAGUCGAACAAAAGCUGCUGGUCUAUAAGAUUGGUGCUCUCAAAAACAAAGCUGUGGCGGACCGCAGCCAGAUACACACUCAAUACUUCCAGACUGUCAGAGACAUCCGAGAGAAAUAUCUAGAACGUAUCAGCGAGCACUUUUACAGGAUCCAACGGGAUAGGUUCAAGGCGGAUUCGACGAUACCAAGCUACACCAUUCCAUUCCCGGAAAAACGGUCAACGCAAAUCGUUCAGCAGACAGCAUACAACAAGGAAGUCUCCAUAUUAUCUGGACUGGCCAAGUAUGUUGGAUUUCCUGCGGCGCCCGAGCUGGCAGCCUCGAAGCAGAAGGACGUUGAGGAUGACAUCCAGAGAAUGGGGAUACCGCCAACGCAGACUCGACCGAUUAGACAUACACAACGACCAGCGCAAAGUACGGGAGCACAACUAUCAGCUCCACAAGCGGAAGAACAGUUUCUAGAACAAACUCCGUGGGCCAAUCCACAGCAUCCCAUACAUAGAUUGAGCCGACAGAACUCGAACAGAUCGCCUCUGAAUGAGUUCUUGACACCGGCGAGCCAGCAACGCACCGCAGAAGCACUUCAACCCGCAGGGUCAGCUUCAACCAUCGCAGAUCCUAAUGCACACGCCUCGUCGGUCAUCAACACGCCGCAUGAUGGACAGAGCAGUACCACGAAGAUGGAGAACUUAGCUGGCACGAAUUACCAAAUCAACUCUGUCUCGCCACUUGAUACUCGUCGGGUUGUCGCAGACGGAUCAGACGCGCCAGGGAAAGAUGUGUCGCGAGAUUUUGCAUCUUCUCCUCUGAAUGCUCGGGUACACCUAGCAGGAUCGCCGCCUCGAGCGGGCUCGGCACGGCCGGACAAAAUGACCAGGCUAGGAAACGACUCUCCGUUCAAACAUGCCAAUAACGCGGGUAUCACGGCAGGAUCUGGAUUUUCAGGGACAGGGCGCUUCAGCAUUCGAUAGCGAUAGCGAUAGAGCAGAGAA
Exophiala viscosa is the source of this 2227-nucleotide messenger RNA. Its product is annotated as Sds3-like-domain-containing protein. Gene Ontology annotation, molecular function: histone deacetylase binding. The record is from RefSeq and is a predicted model, not a curated record. Gene Ontology annotation, cellular component: Sin3-type complex. NCBI's taxonomy places the organism in Eukaryota, Fungi, Ascomycota, Eurotiomycetes, Chaetothyriales, Herpotrichiellaceae. The coding region runs from base 200 to 2206 and encodes 668 amino acids. The transcript has 2 exons. Gene Ontology annotation, biological process: negative regulation of transcription by RNA polymerase II.